AUGUAUUUUGAGAAAGUUGCGUAUCUUGGUCAAGAUACAUGUGAGCCAGUGUGUUUUUUUUGUUUUAAAUUAAUUCAAGUAAAAUUUCUUGAUAAAAGCGAGAAAUUUUUAGAAACAAGUAAGAAAUAUUAUGAAUUGAGUUCUAUGGAAUGUAUGUCUGAAAUACAAUGGCCAGAAUAUUCUUUCUCUAAACUUUCUGAGUUACUUGAUAUAAGUGUUGACAUGGUUCAAGAUUAUGCAGCAAAAAUAAUUGAACAAAGUAGCAUAUCUAUUAAAAUUGAUUAUAUUUCUGAACACAAUGAAAUGAUUCUAUUUGGAAAAUAUGCUUGAAGAUUGAAAAUAUUUUAUCUAAAAUAUCUUUAAAUUAUC
Molecule: messenger RNA, 369 nt
Organism: Pneumocystis carinii B80
Lineage: Eukaryota; Fungi; Ascomycota; Pneumocystomycetes; Pneumocystales; Pneumocystaceae
Exons: 3
Coding region: 1-330 (109 amino acids)
Source: RefSeq, a predicted model, not a curated record